This is a messenger RNA of Phytophthora sojae, 4203 nucleotides long. RefSeq lists its product as hypothetical. Gene Ontology annotation, molecular function: protein kinase activity; ATP binding; protein binding. NCBI's taxonomy places the organism in Eukaryota, Oomycota, Peronosporomycetes, Peronosporales, Peronosporaceae. Gene Ontology annotation, biological process: protein phosphorylation. The transcript has 3 exons. The record is from RefSeq and is a predicted model, not a curated record. The coding region runs from base 244 to 4203 and encodes 1319 amino acids.
CGGAGCAGGAGUCGGCGCGUCGAGCAUCAAGCAGCAGGCAGCAGCAGCAGCAGCGCUCGGGGCACCUCGUCGAGACCCAAGCGCACGCGAGUUCAGAGGCAAGGGCAUCCGUCCGUCGACUGCGGCGUCCGCUCCGUGGCCUCGUUCCUUCGCCGGCGGUGGACGCGCCGCGUGUCCGUCCGUCCGUCCGCCCGCCUGCCCGCAUUGCUGUUGUUGUGUUACUGUAGUGAAGUGUCGUAAGAGAUGACCAGGAGGGAAGACGGCCGCCUUGGCCGCGCGAGGCGCAGGUGCAGUCUGCUGCUCGUCGCUCUGGCCGCCGCCGCAGCAGCAGCGCUGCUAGGGCCCGCCGCAUCGGCCCACGUUCAGCCGUCUUCUUCUACCGCCGCCUACUCGUACGCCGUGGCGCAGUCCCCCGACGUGGUCGUGGCCGGCGGACUGGACGGCCGCGUGUACGCCGUCAACGCCUGGUCGGGCGAAGUGCUCUGGUCCUUCGACUCGGGCGGCCCCAUGGUGGACUCGUCGCAGUGUCUGAGCGUGCACCAGAGCCCCGAGAUGCCGCCCAGCUACCACUCGGCGGCUGCGCGCGAACACGAACGCGAACAUGCUCAUGCUCAUGCCCCAGCUCAAGCCGAAGCCGACGUGGACGCCGACGGAAGCGUCCGCGUGGCGGCCGCAGACAAGCAGGUGGAGGACCGCUCCGUGAUGCAGCACCAGACGGCCUCGGCGCAGGCCAUGGCGGCCAGCGCGGCCUUUAUGUCGCAGUUGGUGCCGUCCUACGACGGCCGACUGUACCACUUCUCCAAGAGCAAGGUCAAGGAGCUCGGCAUGACCAUGGCCGACAUUGUCAAUGUGAACGGCCCCGUGCGCGUGGCGGUGGAUCCGACUACAAGCGGAGACGUGAAGGGACCCAGAGUGGAAGGCUCCGCGGCGGCAGACAUUAUGCUGUUCGGGGAGAAGAAGCUGGAGAUGUUUACGCUGGACGCAGUGAGCGGAUUCCGUCGCCCGUAUUCGUCGCCCUCCGCCGCAUCGACCGCGUGGUCCAGUGAGAUCCUGUUCGGCCGUUCGGAGUUCACGACGCGGGCUGUUCACUCGCGCAACGCGUCGUCGACGCGGUGCUUCAAGAUUUCAGAGUUCUUCUUGGACUUUGCCCAGCAGGCGCACUGUUCUGUUGGAGAUGGCGGCCACAACAUGGCCCCGGAGAUCCUCGUCAUGCCCAAGGACCCGAACUCAGCUUUGGAAGACGAAGGCUCGACUAUUGUGGCGUUUGACCCGUGGACAAAUGAACAGCUAUGGGAAUUCGAGGUGCCUGACUUCGAUGUCCUUGCUGUCUAUGGUGUUUCUACUGCGCGUGGAGCUACCUUCUACAAGUGGAAGGUCGAUGGUCCGUCCUCAACCGCGACCAAGCAAGGACAACGACCAGCUCAACGGCCUAUGCUUUUGGGAGUGACGACAUGUGGCAUGCUUCUAGCUUGGGGCUGCUACGUGAAAGGUCUUUCAGCAUCGUUGGCACAGUCGGCGAUCAAGAGCAUGGACCAAAGCCAGUUCUUCACGUCUCAUGUGCACCGCCUCACUAUCCAGCGUCCAGGAGAAGAGGACAUUGUUAUCUCAAGUGUCAUUAGUCGCUCACUCAUGAUGAACACGUUGGGAGUGAACAGCCAGGUGCCGCUGUUGGAGAAUGGUGAGCCCGUGAGUGUGUUGUCAACUGAAGUCAGUGCUAGUGUUGACCCUGCGGCCGAAGGAAUGCUCAUGGAGAAGUUCUCGCGUCUGGCUGCUAACGAAGCUGCCGCAAUCCUUCUCGGUGGUGGCAACGCUGGUGUCAAACACAAGUUGCUCGAAGCUGAUCCAGAUGCAGAUUCUAACGCAACAACAGCUACAUCUACCUCCUCUUCCUCAUCAUUAACGGACAUGAUUGUCCGAGGAAUCUCGACAUCGUCUUCUACACUCCGGGUUUCCAACCAUGGUUCGGCUCGCGCAAGCAACAGGCUGGUGCUUCCGUACGCAGAAGACAAGUACCAGACGAAUGACAACGUUUCAGACGUGUACGAAUUCAAGAUGCUCCCAGCCAGCGAGGAGGCAGAGUUUCUGUCACCUAACGCCGACAACGUAUUUGACGGCGAUCGGUUUGAACUGGCGGAUUCGGAUGAUGAAAUGUUUCCCGAGGGUGAAGAGUCGGCGGGAACGCUGAAUGCUGCAAAAUCGAUUAGCUCGUCAGGAGAUUCUACUACUGGUAGUUGCUGCAGUAACAGUAGCAGUGGCAGUAGCCAAGCUAUGAGCAAGUCGAACGACACAGCGGGUCUUCUUGCGGAAGAACGGGCAGAUGAAACCACUGAUGAAAAGUCCAGCGAGGAGAAGUCAAAUGCGCAAGAAUCGUCGGAAUCGUCCUCAUCCGACUCCGGUUCCUCUCCCAAUGAGGCAGAAGUGCUCUUCCCGUUUGUGUGUCAAAGUCGCUUUGUGAAUGAGUUUGAAGAAUUGUCUGCGAUUGGCAAGGGAGGCUUUGGCCAAGUCAUGCUCGCCGAAAACCGCUUGGAUGGACGCAAGUAUGCCAUCAAGCGGGUAGGAUUGAACCUGAAGAACCAGACAUCCAAGACAUUGCAGAAGUUCUUGCGGGAAGUGAAGAUUCUGGCGUUGCUCGACCACCCCAACAUCGUCCGGUACUACCAGGCGUGGUUAGAGAAGGUCGAAGAAAGUGCCAAGAGAUCAUCCGUCGUACCGUCUUCGGUUGCCUCGGACACGAGCUCGUUCGGCGGCCUAGCAAACGCCCAAAACUACUCGAUGAGCAAUCUGUUGGCGCCGAUCUCGGAGCUCGAGUUUUCCGGUAACCAGCGACAGCUUGAGACGUUCUACAGCAACGGAAGCAUGAUGAGCGAUAAUGACGACGAUGGCUUUGAGUGGGAGCGUGGAUCAUCGUCUGGCGUAGAGGAUGAAAAUGGGUGGAAGGAGGAAGACCUGGUCGUUCAGAAUAAGCCUCGCACAAAAAACGUGCCGUCUCGGGUAUCGUCUUCGCGCUCUCCAGGUGCUCUUGGCAGUGAAGAGGAUUCUUCGUUCAACGCUGCGGAGAAGUGCGACCACUGGCUGUACAUUCAGAUGCAGUACUGCGCCGGCCGCAACCUGGCGGACUAUCUAGCCGUGCCCACUCGCCCAAUGGAGUUGUCGAGAAUGCUCAAGAUUUUCGUACAAAUCGCCAGCGCCUUAGCACACGUGCAUUCUUGCGGGCUGAUUCAUCGGGAUCUCAAGCCAGCGAACAUUUUCGUCGCGGAUGUGGAGAGGGACGAGAUCAAAUUGGGAGAUUUCGGGCUGUCACGCUACGCUGCGAACGUGAACAACCUGAACGCAUCGGCCACCCUCGAUGAUUCCCAGCAAGGGCCUCCAAGCUCUGGCGGUCUAAGGGAGACCCCGUUGUCAAUGUCUGUGUGGUCAAACAUGUCGGAGAGCAACGAGGUCACGGCGGGUGUUGGCACGUAUCUGUAUGCGAGUCCUGAACAAGUCGCUGGCAAGAAGUACAACGCCAAAACCGACGUCUACUCCCUGGGAAUGAUCCUGUUCGAGCUGUGCCACGAGCGGUUCGGGACGACAAUGGAGCGGUACAUCACUCUCCGCGACGCGCGCGACAGCAAGUUCCCUGCCGACCUCCGCGCGGCCAAGAGGUGCCCUGAAAUCCUGGAUAUGCUGCGCAAGCUUCUGAGCCACGAUCCGGCUACGCGGCCAACCGCCGACGAGGUUGUGCAGUGGGGGCAGAUGAUGUACGAGACCAGCCUGGCGCAGAAAGCCAUGGACGUGGUGCGAUCGCCGCGCAACUUGGACAUCGCACGAGCUACUGGCGGCGCGUACCCGUUCGUCCCCGGCAUCGAGCACUUGAUGGCUGGAGGCCCCGUUGAAGUCGUGGCCACUACCACGUUCUCGCUCAAGGUGGAGGCUGUGAUGGAGCACUCGAGUGGCGACGAAGGCGGUGAGCGCCGCUUGCCCAACCAUAAUUUAUUGAAGCAAGUGUGCGAUGUGAUCGCCGGCGUGAGCAACGGCAAGGUGGAGAUCAAGAAGUGCGGGCUGCACAUGCAGAGCGAGGGCGUGACGAUCCUCGAGUUCGAGCUCGACCCGCAGGCUGCGAUCGCAGAGGCUCCAGGCAGCGACGUGGAAGGCACCGUGGUGAUGGCCAUCGAGGCGCUGGCUGGCGUGCAGAUCGUGCACCGUGUGAGCAAGAUCGACUGA